Rotaria socialis is the source of this 1125-nucleotide messenger RNA. Lineage: Eukaryota; Metazoa; Rotifera; Eurotatoria; Philodinida; Philodinidae. The record is from the annotation of a GenBank genome assembly.
AUGAAAGAUUCAAAUUCCAUUGUCAUGGAUAAUGGCUCCGGCACAAUCAAAGUUGGUUUUGCUGGUGAUAGCCAACCGUGUAUAAUUUUUCCUACUAUUGUUGGCUGUUUGCGUCACACUUCAGUCUCACCUGGAAUGAACCUAAAAGAUCAAUAUAUCGGGAGCGAAGUAAUUGAAAAUAAAGACAUACUAUCGAUUCACUAUCCCAUUGAACACGGUAUUGUUACGAAUUGGGAUGAUAUGGAAAAAAUCUGGCAUCAUACAUUUUAUAAUAAACUACGCAUUGCACCAGAAGAGCAUCCAUUUCUACUGACAGAAGCACCAUUGAAUCCUAAAGCUAAUCGUGAGAAAAUGGCGCAAGUACUUUUUGAACACUUUAAUGUACCAGCUUUGUAUGUGGCUAUUCAGGCUGUGCUGACAUUUUAUGCAAGUGGUAGAAUAGCCGGUAUCGUUCUUGAAAUUGGUGAUGGAGUUUCAGCAACAGUACCUAUUUUUCAAGGUUACGCUGUAUCAAACGCAAUUAAUCGUCUUGAUCUAGCUGGACGAGAUUUGACUGAUUGGAUGACUCGACUGUUAGCUGAACGUGGUUAUUCGUUUGCAUCAACAGCACAACGUGAAAUCGUUCGAGAUAUGAAAGAAAAGCUCGGUUAUGUUGCAUUAGAUUUUCAAGAUGAAUUAUCGAAAUCAUCGCAUUCAAAAGAUAUCGAAAAGAACUAUGAAUUGCCAGAUGGUCAAAAAAUAACGAUUGGUAACGAACGCUUUCUAUGCCCAGAGGCUCUGUUCACACCAUCAAUGAUUGGUCAGCGAGAAUCAGGUAUAGCUAACAUGGUUUAUGAUACAAUUAUGAAAUGUGAUAUUGAUUUACGAGAUCGAUUGUAUCGUAGGAUAGUGUUAUCAGGAGGAACAACUAGCACUAAAGGUUUGGAGAAUCGAUUGAAAAAAGAAAUAAGGGAACUGGUGCCAUCAGAAACUAAAAUUCGCAUUAUUUCUGCAUCGGAACAAGACAUAGCUGUAUGGCUUGGUGGUUCAAUUCUUAGUUCAUUAUCAACAUUUCAAAAAAUGUGGAUCACAAAACAAGAAUAUAAUGAUUUUGGUCCGUCGAUCAUGCAUCGAAAUUGUUUGUAA